GCCAAAACUUUCACUCACUCCUUUUUCCAAGUCCGCUGAGGCCUUGUGACCCCCACGGAUGACCUACGUCUGCCCCCUGGCGGCCAUCCCGAGGGGCAGCGCCGGAAAUCUCCUGCCUCCCGGGGUCCCCCGGUCGCUGUGCGCCCCCUCCUCGCGGGUUCGAAACAGUUGGGAGUUGGACCCACUCCAGCUUCUGCUCCAGGAGGCCCCUCCUGAGCGGUCUGCCCUCCUGGGGCCAUGGAGAAGGCCGCCCAUAAAAGCAAAAAAGGCAAAAACGUUGGCUUCAAUGUCAAGUCAUCCAUACACAACUUGAGCAAAACUCAGCAGACCAAACUCACUGUGGGCAACCUGGGCUUAGGCCUGAUCAUCAUCCAGAAUGGGCCCUACCUCCAGAUCACCCACCUCAUCAGGACGGGGGCUGCAGCCACGGAUGGAAAACUCCAGCCAGGUGAUGUUCUGAUUAGUGUUGGCCAUGCCAAUGUGUUAGGAUAUACUCUUCGAGAAUUUUUAAAACUUUUGCAACACAUCACCAUAGGAACAGUGCUACAAAUCAAGAUUUACCGAGAUUUUAUUGACAUACCCCAAGAAUGGCAAGAAAUACAUGAUUUAAUCCCUGAGACCAAAUUCCCGGUAACACGCACAACAAAGAAAACUGAGCAAGCAAAAGACCCUUUGGCAAGCAGUGAUGACAGUGAAGAUGUAGUUUCAGAUAAAAAACUUAAGUAUUAUAAAUAUUCAAGGUCCAGUGGGCAUCACUCUGCAAGGAGACCAAUGUCUAUCUCCAGAGAAUGGCAUGGCUACAAAAAGAAGAACCGUACUAUUAGUGUAGGAAAAGGCAUUAAUGCUGAUGUGGUGAUUCACAAAGAUCCCAAGAGAGAAGUGAGGCCCCCUUCUCCAUACUGGACAAUGGUGAAGCGAGACAACCAAAGCUCUUCCUCAUCCACAGCCUCCUCUACCUCAGAUGCAUUUUGGCUAGAAGACUUUGCCCAAGUUGAAAAGGGCAGGGGUCAACCUGUAUCAAAAGUUGCUUAGGCAGCAGUCUGCAAACUGGUGAUCACAUGAGCAUCUAAUUUUUGUGCAUUGCUAUGCACAGGUUUGCUAUACUUACAGGAGGAAUAUGUGCAGACUUACCCAUUCUUUCACAAGUGCAUUCUGAUGCCGUCAGAGACAUUCUUCAAUGUGAUAAUCCAAAGACUUCCCUGGGGUCAGACAGGCCUCACCACCUUAUUCUCAAAAUAGCAACAUCAUUAACACACUCCCUUCUGAGAAGAACAUCUCAUCUUUUACAAAAUGCGGCAGAGGAACCCAGGACCAGAAUGUAUGAACAUAGAGAGAAUUUCAAUUUUUAAGGUGGAGCUGUUGGGGAGAAGAUGGUGGAGACCUCUACAAUGCAAGAGGAGUUGACAUUUUUCAUGUGGAAAAAACUGGGAAAACCCACUGAUUGUGGAUUUGUUCUGUAGUUCAUAUAUUUGUUAGGCAUAGUAGAGAGUACAAAAAGGUAUAAGAUACGGUCCUGGCCCUUAAAACAAUUCAGUCUCACAAUAAUAUAUGUGAAAAAAAAAAAAAAAAAAA
Herpailurus yagouaroundi (jaguarundi) is the source of this 1572-nucleotide messenger RNA. RefSeq names its product PDZ domain containing 9 (gene PDZD9). The transcript has 5 exons. Gene Ontology annotation, molecular function: protein binding. The coding region runs from base 238 to 1032 and encodes 264 amino acids. NCBI's taxonomy places the organism in Eukaryota, Metazoa, Chordata, Mammalia, Carnivora, Felidae. The record is from RefSeq and is a predicted model, not a curated record.